UUUUUUUACUCACUUGCCAAACAGAGCCCCAACAAGAGACCCUUAGAUGCAAACCCUGAAAAUUCUCUUCUCCCCACAACUCCAUUCAUCAUCAUCAUCAUCAUCAACGCCACCAAGUAGCCACCAUAAUUGAGGAAAGAAACACCAAACCCUCUAUAUUCAUAGAUUUGUCGGUGAAUUUGGAUUUUGUCCCUCCUCUCUCUCUCUCUCUCUCUCUCCAUGGAAUUCGACGACGGAGCUCGCGAAAGGUGACACCUUUCCUCUUCCUUCAGAUUAGAUGAACGCUCAAUCAGACCAAGAACCACUCUGAUUCGAGCUCCGUCACUUCCUCUGUUCUCACCUCCAGACAGAGAGAGAGAGAGAGAGAGAUUUGUUGUCCCCCAUCCUUUUUCUUGGUGGUUUAGAUGAUGGUGGAGGAGGAAGCGGUUUCAGGGAUCGCCGGUGAAGAAAGCCCGGCGGCGAAGAAGAGGGGGUUGAACGGCAGGGAGAGGCCGUACAAGGGGAUAAGAAUGAGGAAAUGGGGCAAAUGGGUGGCCGAGAUUCGGGAGCCCAACAAGAGGUCUAGGAUUUGGCUCGGGUCCUACUCGACGCCGGUCGCCGCGGCGAGGGCCUAUGACACGGCGGUGUUCUACCUCCGCGGCCCCACGGCUCGGCUCAACUUCCCGGAGUUCCUGGCGGCCGCGGCGGAGGGGGGCGGCGACGGCGGCUGCGGCGACAUGACGGCUGCCUUCAUAAGGAAGAAGGCGACCGAGGUCGGCGCGAGCGUGGACGCAGCGCUCAACGGUGGCGGCCACGGAUCGGUGCUCAAGAAUGGCGGGCCGGGUCUGGGUCACGAGUACAAGGGCUGUGGUGGGUUCUUGCAGAGGUUGGUGGAUUUGAACAAGGUGCCGGAGCCUGAGGACUCGGAUGGUGAAUUCGAGAAAGUUUAGGGGGGAAAUUGGGGAUAAAAAAAAAGUGGUCCUGAUCACGUCCUGUUUCUGUUUCUCUCUCUCUCCCUCUGGCGGUGUUUGGAGGAGGGUGGUGACGGUGGUGGCUGAAGAAUGAUGAGGCCUAAGUGGGGUUAGUCUUUACUGUCCUUUUUUGUUUAGCUUUUGAUCUGUUUCUCUCUCUCUCUCUCUUUCCCCUCUCGAAUUUUUGGAUUUGGAUCAAGAAAUUUUGAUGCUGUAAAAAAAGGGCCAAUAGCUAAUCAAAUUGAAUUAUUAUCAAAAACAGAACUUUCCCCCUUCGCUCCAAUUAAAUCUUGCCUUUCCUCGGCUCAAUCUGUUCAAACCAAAAGA
Molecule: messenger RNA, 1277 nt
Organism: Rhodamnia argentea
Lineage: Eukaryota; Viridiplantae; Streptophyta; Magnoliopsida; Myrtales; Myrtaceae
Product: ethylene-responsive transcription factor ERF008-like
Exons: 1
Coding region: 405-929 (174 amino acids)
Biological process (GO): regulation of DNA-templated transcription
Molecular function (GO): DNA binding; DNA-binding transcription factor activity
Source: RefSeq, a predicted model, not a curated record